AAAUGACCGGAUGGGUCCCGUUUUAAUAAAUCGCGAUUUACCCGAAAUAAUUGUCGUGAAUCGAUUUUAAUAACACCGACCGUUGCGUAUCUUGGCAACCGUUUGCUGGCAACAAACAUGGCCCUCUGUUUGGGGCCCACAGGUUCAGGUAAAACCCUCCUGUUGAAAAAACUUCAAAACAUCGAAAAUGUGGACACUACGGCCAGUUCGGUGGCCACGGUCGGCACCAACAUGUUCACAAUAAAAAUCGAGGGUGAAAUUUACCACAUUCGCGAGCUUGGCGGCGUGAUGAGCCCCUUGUGGUCCAGGUACUUCCCCGGUGUUGAGAAAAUAAUCUACGUCGUUGAUGCCUCAAACCUGUGCCAGAUCAGCGCCGCCGGGAUCCUCCUCUACACAAUUAUCGCCAACCCAAUGCUCGCAAACGCAAAAUUCCUCCUCGUGCUGACCAAAAUGGAUGUUAGCUACCGGCAGAUGCGCAACGAAGCUUUGCUAAUGCUGCAGAUGCGUAGGUUCGAGAAGGAAAUCAAUCAAAAAGUCACGAUAACUGAAGCGAGCGCGAUCACGGGUGAAGGAAGGGAAGAAAUCUUGAGUUGGUUGAAAAAGAAGUAACUUUCACUUGCAGUCUUUUUGUUUAACACUUUCGGUUUCAAAAAACAAUUUCACACUCGACUGGACUGCCGUUAGCUUUCAAUUUUAAGUCAUAUAUAAAAGUUGGAGCCGGGCUUUAACCGCAGUUAACCCAAAGACUUCAACCACAAUGUUCAAUCUUAAGGCAAUUGUUUUGGUGGUGGCCCUCCUUUACCUCACCCAAGUGCACUCGAUCCCGGUUUACGAUGACCUAGAGGGCGCUUCUUCCGAACACGAUUACGCACGAGUCCAGAUUAAAGUCUUCCGGGGCCCCACAGAAGGACACGACCACUUCGCCCCCUGGGGCUACUGGGUGAAGCAGCCAGCCGACGACCACCACUGAACCGCUCACCUCUUUGUUACUUUUGUAUUGUUGAUUUUAUUUCAUAAAUAAAUAAUUUGUUACGUUAA
Tribolium castaneum (red flour beetle) is the source of this 1038-nucleotide messenger RNA. RefSeq lists its product as uncharacterized. The record is from RefSeq and is a predicted model, not a curated record. The transcript is spliced from 3 exons. Lineage: Eukaryota; Metazoa; Arthropoda; Insecta; Coleoptera; Tenebrionidae. Bases 118 to 609 code for a protein of 163 amino acids. Gene Ontology annotation, molecular function: GTP binding; GTPase activity.